CGUACCAAUAUCUGCUAGAAAUCCUGCUCCUGAGCUCUUUCCACUUCGGGUCAGCCAUUGUAGAUGAUGUUCUUUUGAAUAAUUUAAGCAUUGGUUCGUGGAGAUGAUCAAUGUAGUAACAUUCCAUCUGAUGCUAUCUCAACGCUACCUCACCAAGCACGUGUGGGGUUCCGUGACCCCGCGAUGCCGAGGUAGCGUAAUUUAUAUACAAAGUUCCCAGAGAAUACAACUCCAAGGCGUUCUGAAUCGAUUAUCGUAUGCAAUUGGAGUACAUUUGUAUGCAAUCGUGAAUACAUUCCUGGGUAUCCUCUUUUGCAAUCUUCUUUUCGAGAUUUUGCGUCUUCGUCGAGCUUCAUCAUCGCGAAGUCGCGCUAAGAUCAUCUCUCGAACUUGCACGACUACUUGGUCAUUUGCAAGACUACCCUUACAGAUGCCUUCUCCAUUUCCAAUUCUCGUUGUUGUUCGAGACUAGGAGGGUGGGCUUCUAGAUAUUCUGGGGCAAGACGUCACUUGUUUCUC
This is a messenger RNA of Aaosphaeria arxii CBS 175.79, 519 nucleotides long. RefSeq lists its product as uncharacterized. The transcript has 2 exons. The coding region runs from base 104 to 472 and encodes 122 amino acids. The record is from RefSeq and is a predicted model, not a curated record. NCBI's taxonomy places the organism in Eukaryota, Fungi, Ascomycota, Dothideomycetes, Pleosporales.